Messenger RNA from Triticum aestivum (bread wheat), 1296 nucleotides. RefSeq lists its product as uncharacterized. The transcript has 2 exons. Bases 150 to 488 code for a protein of 112 amino acids. The record is from RefSeq and is a predicted model, not a curated record. NCBI's taxonomy places the organism in Eukaryota, Viridiplantae, Streptophyta, Magnoliopsida, Poales, Poaceae.
UUCUACGCAAGAGGCGUAUUUCAGAUCGAUAAAUCCCAAAUACCUGACCUAAUCCCCUUUCCCUCGCUCUUUCUUCCUCCCGCGCCCUUUGCUGCUCCAAAGAUCCACUUUUGAUUUCGAUUUCGCCGAUUCAUCCGCCGGUGCCGGAUAUGGCGUGCGUCGACAUCCAUGGCAUGAGCGUGACGCUCACGUUGGUGGACCAGCUCUCGCUCGCCGGGAAGAAGAGAUCCGCCGACGAGGAUCUCGUCCUCGCCGACGAGUCCGAGGCCCGUGGAUGGUCGUCGGCGGUCUCCGACCGCAGGCUCGCCCUGCGCCGCCGGCGAGGUCCGGCUUCCUCUUCCUGCCGCCGCGGCUGCAUCGUGAUGACGGAGGCGCCGGACUGCCGUGCCGAGGAGGCGGUUCAGCAGGUUGCCGCGGAAGAAGACGAAGGCAUUCUGGAGCGCGAGGCUUUGUCUGUCGAGGAGCUGGUUUACUUCACCAUCUUCUAGUCCAUCGAUGCUAAAUCCUGAGGCCUGCUUGCCCAAGUCUCUGAAGAAGGUCAGCCUGUUCGUGUCUAUUGGAUUGCAGAGUAUUCUUUCUAGAUCAUAUGAAUAACCUAUUUUCUCUUAUUUUUUCUGGUAAUGUCGGAACACUGCGGCGUCGAGGAGGCGAGGCUACCACAAGUAAUCAAGUCAGAAGUCAAGGGGGGAUGUGCUGGAAUGUCACUCACUUUCUUCAGUUAGCUAGCAUGGUCAUCAGGACAGUACAUGAUUUCUCAAGGAAAACAAAUCACAUCAUAUAUUGACUAUAAGGUUUUACCUUUCUUUUAUGGAGCGUUACAUGCAUCGGUUAUGUUUGGUCUGAAGACCAUUUUGCACUAUCACCAAUACUGCACUACAUUUCAUUCAGAAAUUGUAUUGAUUUUUUUAGUUUAAGAUUUGGCUUAAUCUGACCAAUUAGAUGAACACAUUCUUUUUUAAUUGCUAUCGGAAUUGAGAGAUCCAGCAAAGAUAUAUGUCAAAUUGUUUAUUGUCUAGCUAUUGGUUUCUAUUGAUAUUCAUGUCAAAUCUCUAUUGAUGAUCAUUUUUGUUGUGAUUUAAGCAAGAUAGUGAAGGCUAGGUGAAAUGUCUAGCUAGUGAAACACCAACCGCUGUUUACAUCGGCGUACAAACAUGAUUACAUCUUUAAGUUGUUGUCCUUGAGUGCUACCUUUGUUAGGCUUCGGAGUUCCGCCGGUGGGUUUUUUCUACUGAUAGGUUUGUGGUAGCAUUUCGAGAUGUCGGUUGUCAUGAGAUCAUAUGUUGGUCUUGUGUUUAU